AAAAUCUUGCUGGUGAACAGUUGAAUUUGAAAAAGGUUUUAGAUUUUUGCCGCCAUGACCAUGCCAGACGGCCAUGUUGAAAUGAAUAGUUUAGUAGGACACGCGAUAGGUGAUUUUUCGUCGGUGGGUAAUGAUUUGAUAGGCAAUAAGCCAAUAACCUUGAGGAUUCGAGCUUGAUAACAUUAUCACUGCCUUAUUGGCAAAGCAGUUUAUUUUAGCUCUGUUUAUAGAGUGGUGUUCGAAAUUUGAAUAUAGUGAUUAUUAACGACAUGCAUAUCUCACCAGCACGCCGAGUUGUUUUUGAGACUGAAUCUCCUAUCUUCUUUCCUUAUGGAAAAACAAGGUCUAGAAAUGUACUUAAAGACUUUGAAUCUAGGCCGGCAGCUACAAAUAUCAAGGUGUUGUUCUUGAGCUGUGAGGAUCUUCAAAAAGCUUUUCAAACAACUGUGUCUCAGUUGUUGAACCCUAGACAGCUGCACUAUCACAUAAAUGAUAAUAAUUUGGCUAGUAUUGCACGGAACAUAUUGAUUGUCAAGAUCAUCUCAUCUCCAACCUUUGACCCAAUGAAGAAUGAAGACCUCGAAUAUGUUUGGGAAGUUUGGUAUGGAGUUUAUUGGAGUAGCCAAGACAUUUGUGUGCGAUUCAAGAAAGACAUCAAGAGUUUGAUAAGUGGCCAUCUGCCUGAAAACGUUGAACUUUAUCCUAACAAGUGCCUCCAGUCCAUCACAAAUAUUUGGAAGGAAUGGCAUUCUUCCAUUAAUCCAAAGAAAACAGAUAGCAAUAUUGCGGCUAAGCUCUCUGAAAGGACUGCAACAAAUAUGGCAGGCUGGCGCUCAAGUUUCCCUAAAGAUUUAACAGAAGCGGAGGGAAAUGCCAAGCUAAUCCAAAAUAUUGUGGACCACAUGGUAGUUGAGCAUUUCCCCCAAGAGCUCAAAACUGCCAUAGUCUUUGAAGUGCACAACUUUUUCUUUGAAUUGGAAAGUGACAUUCCGAGUGGUCACAAAGGAAAAGUCAUUAAUCCUACCAUGCUGGAACCCAAAACGAAACGCUGGAUUGUGCAUCAUACCGUCUGUCCUUUUAAUAGCUACCUUCCGCUUCCCUUGAACAAUGAACUGGAUCCUCUGAAAGCUAACGAGGGCUGCGCUGCAACUUAUUACUGCCAAGGUGUAUUGCAGACACGGCUACAUCUUUACCAAAAGAAGAAAGAAAAGAUCAAGUGGGUCUUUCACCUUGGAGAUCCCAUUGAACUGUGCUACUCUUUAACGGAAAUCUUUGACGCCAUCGACUGUUCUGGACUAUCGGAUGAAGUUGGUUUAGCUAAUCUUGUCAAUGCUGCUGGUAGGAGAUUAAGUCAGGAGCCCGAAUCCGUUGUGCUCCUCGAAACGAGCACCUGGACAAGAUUGGCACCUACUGUCGUCAGUUACUUGGAAGAAGCUCUUUGCGCACCACUCAGUAUGUUGCCCACCAUCUACGGAUUGAGGUUGGCUGAUCCGCUUCCUAUUGGCGCCUCGAUUCCACCCGAAUCACUUACCAGAACAACUGUUUGCCUCACGUUGAAAAGAACCCAUUCCUACCAGAACUUGAAGCUCGAUUUUGUCUCUUCGUUUCGCCCAUGGCUUUCACGAUUAGCUCGACGUUGUUUUUCACCGGGUCAACCACCAUUGGAAGAGGUGUGUGGAAUGGAAUGUUACACUCCCAUGACAUUUUUCUACGUGGUUGGAUCAGCAGCUCAGCGAAUGGACACAACAUGCGAUGCCUUGCGGCAGGUUCAAAAAUUAUUGAACGAAUUUGAAGAUUCAAAUUUGUUGGCUUGGCGAACGUUGUGCCAAUGGACGUGGCUUUCCGUAUUUCCUUUGAUUGGAGCUGCCCAUCUCGACUCGAGCGCCAUGAGGAGAAUCCAACAAGUCCUGGACGAAUUCCCAAGAGUUUCGCUCUUUUGGACCACGGUGCCCUUCGAUCGGAUAGAGACGAAAGCUUUUUACGAGGCUAAAUCAAAUUUAAUGGGUCCUCCGAAGCUCCGCCUUUCAUUGAUACCCCACGACGUCUAUGCAGACAUGUCGAUGGAUAAACCGCUCGAUCUUUCUCAGUGCGUUGGAAGAGCCCAUUACAUUGAUAAUGUUCAGUUGCGGUUUAAAAAGGAUCGUACUUCCGGAUGGGUUACAGUGUCCUUUCCACUCAUUUCGGAUCAUGGAUUGGGCGAAACGCACAGCGGAGUCAUCGUCGACGUUCAAACAGGAUUGCCACUCAUUCCCAUAGGUCCUGUUCGUUCACUUCAAUCAGAACCUUUCACUCAGUCACAUCCUUUUGCUGAUCCUGGAUCCAUUUUACCUGACGAACUUAUCGAACCACCGCCCUUGGACCAAACGUUGUCCAUGUCUGUAGUGUGUUGCUUGGAGGAGGAAUGUCAGUACAUUAUCGUCAUAAGUUGCUUUUACAAAGAUGAACGAGAGGAAGAAGGACCUUUGCAAUUCGUUCCUGGUCUUACGUGGUUCGUGGAUCGUCAACCUCCCUGUGAAUCUGCCCAUCACAUCACUUUAGUUCUGGACCAAUCCUUUGGCUCGCAAACUUUGGCAUUGUCCGUGCCGCAUCCUUUCAUCGCCGAAACUGUGGUGGCUAUGCCGACUCGACCUGGAGAGUUUCGUCUGCUCCUUCAAAAGGCCGUGAACGAGCCUUGGCCAGCCCAGUUCAAUAUUCGAACUCAACCAGUUUUUAGCAACUUCCACAUAAAUGAUUUGGCCAUUCAUCUUGAGCAACAGUUUGAUUUCAUCCAGACAUCGACCGAUCUUUCAUCAUUGAAUGAAAUUCGACACCUAAUAGCUCGCUUGUUUGAUUUUGUGGUCAAGGAAAACCAGACAUUCUUCAUGAUCGAAAAUUCAAAGGCGCGACUAGAAGACGACGAAUCAAAUGAACCGGAUUGGUACUUUAGAGUCCACCUCCCCAUUGUCUCCAAUGAAAACGGACAUCCGGUUUUGAUGCUUUCGGCCUUUGACUCUAGUUUGGCUCCUAAACUCAUCCUCAAGAAGAAAUCGACCAUUGAAGAAGUCGUGGCCGAAUUCAACCAGAUUUACUUGGAUGAAGCGAACCAGGAGGUCAAAUCUAUUCCAUGUUUUCAAACUUGUUCAGAAACGAGCCAAUUAUUUCGCUUUAUAUUGCGACUGAAUUCGACCAAGAUUAGCAGAGACUUUAAGGAACAUGGACCCAUUGCCUUUUGGCCUUAUGGAGAAAACAGUCCGUGGUUGGCAACAUUUCUGUCACCCUGCUACUCGGAUCGCCCUCGUUCUAUUUCCGACAUUUGGAUGGAAUUAUUACGCAAGAAGAAACGAACGGAAGAGAUUCCACAUCAGAAAAAUAUCUGCACCAGCUGCCAGCGAGUGACCACAAAAGCCAAGAGAUGUGGUCGUUGCAAGUUAGUUCAUUAUUGUGAUGCUACCUGCCAGAAGAAAGAUUGGAUCAUUCACAAACGCGUUUGCUCCAAAGUUUAAACUAAUGAUGCUAUUAUUUAUUUCAUUGUUUUGAUUUUCGAGUUAUUCCCCUCAUGAGAAAACCAAGUUGUAUUUUUUUUUAAUGACCGUUUUUCUUAUUCGGUAACGGUUCCAUUGUCACCUUUUUAUUUUCCUCUCUCGCUGUAUUAUUGAAUUACAGUGUAUUCGAAUUCGGAACCCAAUCACACAAACACAUCAUUUUCUCACACCUGGGUUGCUGGAAGCUCAAACGUUUUGUGCCUCCGUCAGUAGGUGGCUAAAAUCAAGUUGUCCCCCAGCCGCCAGAUGACGCGAGUGUCUUUGAGAGAGGACGAAACUUUCGCCAUUUUGUUUCGAAACGCCAAGUGCAAUUGUGCAAAGGUAUUCCAAAUUCAUUACGGAAUUGCGGUGUCGAACUGUCGAUCUACAUUUUCAGCAUGAAAUUUAAUGGCAAUCUGGCAUGUAAUUCCCACUUGGCCAAACAAUCGAUCACGUGGACUGAAACUGCUUUCCAUUUUGCCGAAAUGUCCUGGGUUGUUAGCUUUACUUGUUCGGAUGUACGUCUCAUAGCAGAAACACUAAAGAGUUGGUGUUCAGGUUGGAGAUCCCGUUGCUUAAUUGUUUCAGAAUGUGAAAACUCAAUUAAGUCUGAGCUCCAUGGACGGCAUCAUUACAGUGAUUUUGUUGGAGCCAGCUGGUGAAAGGUGUGAUUGAGUCAAGUUGAGCUGCAGCUGCUGCAUGCAGUUUAUCGAGCUGGUGUUAUCCUAAAGUGUCAUUGCAGGAAGACUUUUUGAAACAGCCUUGCGUGAUACUUAAACUAUGCCUGUGCUGUUCAAUGUGCAGUGGUUUUGCAGCCCGUUUCCAGUUGAGAGGCGUGUGAUUAUGCAGCUGAUACAGGAUUGAAGAAAAAGAACUGAAGUAGCUGUGCUGGUGUUCUCCUGAAAUUGCUGUAGAGUUGAAGAUAGUGUUUGGUUCCUCAUACAAGUUUAUUAUAAAGAGUUUGAAGAUGAUUAGCCACUUCUGCCAAUAACUUAUGUAAAAUUUCUAAGUUGUAAGAAAUAUACAAAUCAAGUGCUAAA
Molecule: messenger RNA, 4540 nt
Organism: Daphnia pulicaria
Lineage: Eukaryota; Metazoa; Arthropoda; Branchiopoda; Diplostraca; Daphniidae
Exons: 9
Coding region: 270-3482 (1070 amino acids)
Biological process (GO): regulation of transcription by RNA polymerase II
Cellular component (GO): nucleus
Molecular function (GO): DNA-binding transcription factor activity, RNA polymerase II-specific
Source: RefSeq, a predicted model, not a curated record